AUGGAUGAGUGUGGAGGGCAUGGCCAGGGGCAUGAAGAAGGUGAGUCGGUGGCGUGUAGACUAGUGCAUGCAUCCUACCGCCCCGCGGCCGCCCCGCCGCGCGACGUCGCACGCACGCGGUUCCUCUUAGAUAACUCCUUACUUUUUGGGCUUUGGCGAGUGUUAGGAAACUACACGCUACCGCUCCCUACUUCAGGCGCCCCGCUUUCUAGCACUCCGCUUUCACCGUUACAUUGUUCUGUACCCAAUGUUACACCUCCCAACCGACCACUGCUACCGUUAUUGGCGAUGGAAUUAGAUAAAGACAGCGAGCCGAGAUAA
This is a messenger RNA of Spodoptera exigua (beet armyworm), 321 nucleotides long. NCBI's taxonomy places the organism in Eukaryota, Metazoa, Arthropoda, Insecta, Lepidoptera, Noctuidae. The record is from the annotation of a GenBank genome assembly.